Papilio xuthus (Asian swallowtail) is the source of this 4208-nucleotide messenger RNA. RefSeq names its product ubiquitin protein ligase E3A (gene Ube3a). NCBI's taxonomy places the organism in Eukaryota, Metazoa, Arthropoda, Insecta, Lepidoptera, Papilionidae. The record is from RefSeq and is a predicted model, not a curated record. The coding region runs from base 198 to 2954 and encodes 918 amino acids. Gene Ontology annotation, biological process: protein polyubiquitination. Gene Ontology annotation, molecular function: ubiquitin protein ligase activity. The transcript is spliced from 16 exons.
GCAACUCUAAUUAUUAUCAUUGUUGAAUACUCUUUGACAAUUGGCAAAUGGUAUUUUUUCUGCACCUACUUAAUAUAAUUUGUUUUAUUAAAAUAUUGUGCUGAACGUGAAAUAAUUGGCGAAUGUUUCGAUUGAUCCAAUUGCAUUUACAUUAUUUGUCAGCAGGCAAUUUAUAGCAUUGGAUAUUAUUAAUUUCUAUGAACUCAAAAAGCGAAACUGACGAAGCUUCAAGGGGGAGGGAAGCAUCAUCGUCAAAUAAUAACUCAACCCCAAACAUCAGUGCCGAGGAACAAUCCCAGCCAGUUUUAUGCGUGAAUCCAGUAUCUGGUAGUACUCAGGACAUCAUGAAGCGUGCAGCUAAGGAGCUGAUUGAGAGAUAUUUCUAUCAGCUACUCGAGGGCUGUGGGAAUCCUAACUGUGAUAAUGAAUAUUGUGCAUCAAGUCAGAAGGCUAAAAAGCUAACAGCCAAUGAAGCUGCAGCAGUAGCUAUAAAAUUAGCAGAGAAAAAGGAGGCUCUUCUUUGUGACAGACAUCCAAAUAAAGUUCCUCGCACUGAUACUAACACCUGUGAUUCAAAUUCCAGCACAUGUGAAACAUCAAAUAAAAAAGUUAAAAAAACCAGCAGUAACCAAAAGACAGAGUUGUCAGAGAAUAAAGAGCAAGAAGACAGUCAAGGUAAAGAAAUGGCAAAUGAAUCUAGUCCAAUAAUAACAAAACAAACUGAAUGUAAACAUAAUAAAUCAACUAAUAGUGGGCCUUUAACGGAGGAGAGAAUGCGUGAGCUAUGUGACGAGUGCCUGCAGAGCCAGUCGGCGCAGAAGUUGUCAUGGGCAUUGGGUUCAGCAUUCCGGCAACCACAUGUACUGGCUCUAUCAUUUCGACGUCAAAUCAAUGAAAAUGAACCAAAACCUGAAAGUGAUGUUAAAAAGGAUAAAGAAUCCAAAGCAAUGUGCUCAUCAAGUGAUCCAGAUAAAGACAUAGACAGUGUGACGGGUCCAGAGUUUGAUGCAGCCUCAUGUCAUAGAGCAUUCCUGUACCUUGCUAAAGUACCGUCAAAGCAUUACAGUUCAGUGUUAGUCUCGGCACUGGAAACAUUAGCCUUAAAUCUGAAGAUAGAUUUGGAGAUCAGUAAGAAGAUUUCUAUGGAGGAUGUGGUGAACUGCUUUGUGAUUGCUUUUGAAAUACCAGAUAUUGGAUGUAGCGACUACCUGGAGGUCGCCCUGCCAACAUUAUGUCAUGCUGUUGAAUAUUUGCCGCUUAAAGCACAAGCUCGCCUCGCACGUCUCUGGUCUGCGUACUGCAAGGAAAGCCUGCGCCACAUCCUGGAGGCGCUACAGCAGCUCAUCACCCUGAGAGUGGUGUCCACUAACUACUCCAGGAUAUAUCAAGUGCAGGAUGAUGAAUGUGUUACUAAAGCCACGAAGCUCAUGAAGAUAGUGUACUACGCAAACAUGUUGGCUGGCGAGGUGGAGCAGAACCCCCAGGCGGAGGAGGCCGUGGUGAUCGCCAGCCAGCUGGACCCCCUGGGUGAUGCGCUGCAUGACCUGCUACCGCUCUCCUCUAUGAAGACCUCCAAACAGUCACUGCCCGAGGAUCCACUUGCGGUUGAACUGAAGAUAAACUCGUUGGAUGUAAGAAAGCCGUACCUGCCGUUCGAGGAAUUCUACAACGAGCCUCUCAGCGACAGCAUUGAAAUGGAUAUUGAUUUCGCCAGCUAUAAAACUGAUGUUAAUAGUGCAACAAAGUUCGCGUUUUUAAACUACCCGUUCAUAUUGACUGCGGCGACGAAGUCCCUCGGACUGUACUACGAGAACCGCAUUCGCAUGUACUCGGAGCGUCGCGUGUCGCUGCUGCACGCGGUGGUGGGGGCCGCGCCGCCCAUGCCCUUCCUACGUCUGCGCGUGCGCCGCUCACACAUCAUUGCGGACGCGCUCGUUGAGUUGGAAAUGAUAGCGAUGGAGCGAGCGUUGGACCUGAAGAAGCAGCUGAUGGUGGAGUUCGAAGGCGAGCAGGGGGUUGACGAAGGAGGUGUCAGCAAGGAGUUCUUCCAGCUCAUCGUCGAGGAGAUAUUCAACCCCGACUACGGCAUGUUCACGCAACAACCGGAUUCGCAUACCGUCUGGUUCAACCCGACAUCGUUUGAAACAGAGGCGCAGUUCACGCUGAUCGGCAUCGUCCUGGGAUUGGCGAUAUACAAUAAUAUCAUCCUGGCGGUCAACUUCCCCAUGGUGGUGUACCGCAAGCUCAUGGGCAGGAAGGGCGCUUUUGAAGACCUGGCCGACUGGAAUCCUAGUUUGUAUAACGGUUUAAAAGAUAUGUUAGAUUAUAGCGGCGAUGAUUUAGAGGAAGUGUACUACCAGACAUUUAGGAUAUGCUACAAGGAUGUGUUCGGCAACAAUUUAUUCCACGAUCUCAAGGAGGAAGGGGACAGCUUGUUUGUUACGCAAGCCAAUAAAAGGGAGUUUGUGGAUUUGUACGCGGAUUUUCUACUGAACAAGUCUGUGGAGACGCAGUUCCGCGCGUUCCGGCGCGGCUUCGUCAUGGUGACGGACGAGAGCCCGCUCAGCGCGCUCUUCCGACCUGAAGAGAUUGAGACCCUCGUCUGCGGCAGCAAGAAUUUCGAUUUCAACGAGCUGGAGAAGUCGACGGAGUACGACGGCGGGUACACUGCGGAUUCACGUAUAAUAAAAGACUUCUGGUGCAUUGUUCACAACCUGUGCAUCGUAGAAAAGCGAAAGCUGCUGCAGUUCACGACGGGCUCGGACCGCGUCCCAGUCGGAGGGCUCAGCUAUCUCAAGCUGGUGAUAGCGCGCAACGGCCCUGACUCUGACCGCCUGCCCACCGCACACACCUGCUUCAAUGUGCUGCUGCUGCCAGAGUACGACUCCCGGGACAAGCUGCGCGACCGUCUCAUGAAAGCCAUCUCAUACUCCAAAGGCUUCGGCAUGUUGUAGGCUCCACUCCAUCAUACAUUACACCCAUCCGGUGGUAUACACCCGGUGGUACACACCCGGUAGUAUACACCUGGUAAUAUUCUCUCAUUGUCAACGCGUAAACAUCGCGCGGAGGCUGCCGAGUGAAUGUAAGAAAUAAUAACUUUAAAGGUCAUUCCACAUUAGAACUACUCGACGCCGAGUAGCCUGGUGUCGAGUUCGUCAAAUGUGUGAUGACCUUUAAUCAAUUAAGUCCUACCCAUCGAUGGCUCUGUAACGUGAAUAAUAAACGUUUGUUGUAUUUAUACGAAUAUUGUUGGUUUAUUUUUACGUAUAGGUUGUUAAAUGCCAUUUAACUUGAAGAUUUGUGAAAAAUCAAAAAUUUGGAUAUUUGUUCAAGCUUGAAAAUCUAUGAAGAUAAAAUUUUAUAAUUUCAUGUGAACUUGCUGUCAACUGUCACUGUAUUUGGCUUGCAUGCGUCAUAUGAAUUUUAAGAUUUAUACGCGGGUAGGUGAGAAAUAAAAAUCAGUCUUGUUUUGUAAUAUAUUACUUUUAAAAUUUGCUUAAUAGGUAAAAUAUUUUAUAUAAAAAUAUAAGUGUUAGUAAUAAAACUUUUGUGACUGCGCAAUAUAGAAAUUGUUAGAUAUAAGUUUUUCUUCAAACUACCCUACAUUCAAAUGGUCGAGUCUACAAUGACAACUUAGUCACAAUCAAUUUGUUCAUUAAAGUUUGCGAAAUAUUCCUAAAUAAUUUAUAUUAAUUAUUAAUACUAAUAUUAACCUACAUUAUAUUCUGUAUAACGGAAUACGAGUCUUGAUAAUUUGUUGAAAGAAAUCAUAAAAAUAAGCCUAAUGUUUAAUUAAUUUCAUAUUACAUUAAUAUAAGUGCCCAAUAAAAUUAGUUAAUUACAUUAUUUACGUUACGUUAAGCUCAAUUUAUAAGAAAUAUUUCAAUAUGAAUGUUACUAUCGUCAUAGCUUCACACAAUGUAUUAGGUAAUUCUUGCCAUACAAUACAAUGAAAAAAAAAAUAAAUUGUUCAAAUGUAUAAAAUAAACAACAUAAUAAAAAUAGUUUAUUCUAAAAUAUAUAAAUCUAAAAAUUAGAUAAAUGGAUUGAGAUGUCCUAAGAAAAUAUUGUUUGCUUAUAUCGAAAUGCAUUUGCUUGUUACAACGGCAAUAUUACAAAUUAAUUUAACAGAUAUAAGAAUCCAUUUUAUAAUGUAUUUUGUACUAUAUUGUAAGAAGUUCAGUCUUUGUAUAGUAUUAGGGUGUAAU